UAACUUACUUUUCAAUAAAACAAAUUUUGAACGUCAUAUCCGCGUUUAACCCAAACGCGAUUGGGUGAAACGCGGAUAUGACUUUUAAACGCCCGAAAAUCAUAUUUUAUACCAUAUCCGUGUUUUACCCGUUUGGGUAAAACGCGGAUAUGACGUUUAAAAUUUGUUUUAUUGAAAAGUAAGUUGUCCGUCCGUCCGUUCGUCCGUAUCCGCGUUUACUCUAACCCUAAGCAAGAAGCCAGAAGGUUAUUAAAACGUGCUUCCAGCGUCUUCCGGCAGUUUCCGAAUCUAAAUAUUGCAAUUCAGGAUAAUAUCGUCUUGGUCAGGCGGGGAUGAGCAUUUAUAUGGCUCAUCGAAACUGGUUCAUAUAAACAGAUGCGAUAAAUAAACAGCUCGAAAGACAAUUAUAAUCAAUGUGAAUGAGUUAAUGGAAUAGACCAUGUCAUACUGUCACCGGGAUCAACUCGGAGCUGAAACGAAGCAUUUGUCCUAAUUGUUUUUAUCGCGAUGCUAUUAAAUGCAUAGCUGUUUCAAGUUUAUAAGUCAUUAGAGUGCAGCUUUUGCGGAUGAUUGUGGACGGUUGAAGUUUGCAGAGUAUAAAUUUCAUUUCAUUCAAGGAACCAGGAAUUACGAAUCAGUGGCAUAUUGUUAGCAAUGUUUUGCAGAUUUUGGAUUUACCUGUUUUGUAUCUGUUUUGCGGAGAUGGUGUUGGUCAGAGGUGCUAGUCAGGAUAAAGGAAAGACGAAAUGUGGUUCUGCAGGUAUACCAGGUAUUCCUGGUGUUCCAGGAAGUCCCGGCCGAAAUGCCGGGCCUGGGCCAGCUGGACCCCCUGGACCAAAAGGACAGCCCGGGAGACCUGGAGCGAGUGCGUAUACGGCAGACUUAAACUGGAAACAAUGUGUUUGGAAACGGUACGAUCAGGACAAAAACAGUGGCUUGAUACAGAACUGUAUUUUUAACAAAAAACACCAAAAUACAUCGAUGCGUGUGUUUUACGAAGGAACAUUCCGAUCCUAUGGCAGUGAUGUCUGCAAUCGAUGGUAUUUUACAUUUGAUGGCGCAGAAUGUGUAAAACCAGCGACAAUUGAAGGGAUUGUUUAUGUUCUAUCAACACAAGUCAACCCUCAUCGUCACCGCCAUAUUGAAGGCUUCUGUGACGACGUUCAUAAAGGUCAUGUACGCGUGGGGUUCUGGGUAGGCAAGUGUGGGGGAAAUAAGCCUCUCGGAAGUGCUGGUACUGGUUGGAAUUCUGUAUCUCGCAUUGUGAUCGAAGAGGUGCCACCUCCUCAAAACUGAGACUGAGUUUACCAAAUUAAGCCAAUAAUAGUAUUUCCUUACUUUCAGUAGUUUUACCUAUUUACCGUAUCAUUAAGUUAGGAGGAACAUUUAUCUACGAUCCUUUAAUAGUAUAUUCUUUUUAAAAGCAAUAAGUUGCCGUACAUCAUCUAUAUUAAACUCAAUAUAUCAUUUUCAUUCUUCGUUCA
Messenger RNA from Dendronephthya gigantea, 1484 nucleotides. Its product is annotated as collagen triple helix repeat-containing protein 1-like. The coding region runs from base 655 to 1296 and encodes 213 amino acids. The record is from RefSeq and is a predicted model, not a curated record. Lineage: Eukaryota; Metazoa; Cnidaria; Anthozoa; Malacalcyonacea; Nephtheidae. The transcript has 4 exons.